AUGUCGAAAGACUAUUCUGCCGCGAUCACGGCUGCGAGCAAUAAGGCCAGACUUCGUCUUGGCUAUUGCGAAGAGCACUGCUGCAAGAUCGACAAGUGCCUCAAUUUCAACGAUACAGGAUCUGACAAAUUGUGCUACGAGCAUUCUCGGACGGAGCUGCAUAAGAAGAUCAAGCAUCUGGAAGACAGGUUGCGCGGCCGGGGCUAUGAGUCGCACCACUACGAUGAUCUGAAAUGCCGCCAUGACAAGCUUGCCAGAGACUACGACAGCUGUCUACUUCGGUUGAACGAGAGCAGAGAGGAAAUUCGGAUUCUCCGGAGCACUUGGAUUUCGGAGGAAGACAACCGCAUUUGGAGAAAGGAUCUGGAGGACCGAAACGCACGGUUGCUGCUGGACCUGGAGCGCGAGCAGAGGAGGGUCGAGCACUGGGAGCGCAAAGCGGGCGAGGUGCUGCGCCGAGUCGACGAAUUGGAGGAGCUCCUUGCAGAAGAAAGACUUCGAUUUCCGCCAACGGAUGGGUACGAGCGUCGCAUUUCGGAACUUGUGCGCAAAGUUGAGAUUCUCGAAGAGGAACUCCGCAUCGAGCGCGAAAAUCACACGCUGCACGAAGGGCGACGAUACGAAGUCGAAAAACUGUUGCGCACAAUUGCGGAUCUUGAGCGAAAGCUUGCAGACGAGCACAUUAGGUCGGCAAGGGUUGACGAGCUCUUCAAAAAGGUGGAGAUACUCCAGGCCAUGCUCGCUGGCGAGAGGGAGCAAAAGGACAUCCUGUUGGAGGACAUUGCCAAGCGUGAUGAAUACGACCGAUGUUAUCGUGAAAGAUACGAACGUCGUAGAUGGAGAAGGGGUAGUUUUGAGAGAAAACGACCGUUUCCUGAAAGGGUCGAGCGCGUCGUUGAACGAGAGCGGGUUUAUGGCGUCGGUUGCUGA
Messenger RNA from Colletotrichum chrysophilum, 930 nucleotides. RefSeq lists its product as uncharacterized. Bases 1 to 930 code for a protein of 309 amino acids. The record is from RefSeq and is a predicted model, not a curated record. Lineage: Eukaryota; Fungi; Ascomycota; Sordariomycetes; Glomerellales; Glomerellaceae. The transcript is spliced from 2 exons.